Silurus meridionalis is the source of this 1824-nucleotide messenger RNA. RefSeq names its product epsin-3-like. The record is from RefSeq and is a predicted model, not a curated record. Gene Ontology annotation, molecular function: calcium ion binding. NCBI's taxonomy places the organism in Eukaryota, Metazoa, Chordata, Actinopteri, Siluriformes, Siluridae. The transcript is spliced from 7 exons. The coding region runs from base 1 to 1110 and encodes 369 amino acids.
AUGAGUCCUGUUUAUCUGCUGUUUCUGGACGAAGACGAGUGUAAAGAGGAAAUAGACGUGUGUGGUAAUAAUGCAGUUUGCACCAACACUAUCGGUGGCUACUACUGUCAGUGUGAGACGGGAUACCAGAAUAAUAAAAGGAAACUUUACUUCACUGCAGAAGACGAGUUACAAUGCAAAGACAUCAAUGAAUGUACAGAGAACAAAACCAUCUGUGGUCCUAAUGCUGAGUGCAAUAACACAGUUGGUUCAUAUUUCUGCGUGUGUGCUGAGGGUUUUGUGGCCAGCAACAAACAGGAGCGUUUUAAUGGGAGCCAAAAUGUUACAUGCAACGAACAAAGCUCCUCAGCCCGAGGUGCAAGCAGCUUCUGUCCAGGACCUUCCAGUAUUCAUUCUCAACCUUGGGACCAUCGGUCACAUCCUCCUGACCCGUGGGAUGCUCCUCAGACCACCCCCAGUCCUGUUCCCUCAAAUCAGACAUGGCUCUCAGCUGCUGCUCCUGCAGCCACAGGAAUAGAUCCUUUCUCUCCACUAGCAUCAGACAAAAAAGGGUCUGCUGUCCCUAUAAAAGGCUCUUUACCACGGCAUGGGAGUCCCACAGAUGGAGAUUUUUUCGAUGAUGCCAUGGAUGGAGGCCAGGUGAACGUUAAUGGCCGUGGUGAGGGAAGUCCAGAGUUAUUUGACCUGUCUCGUCUGGGAGAGUGUUUAGCAGAGCCAGUGCCUCCGACCUGUAGCGCACCGGAAGCCUUUCUGGGUCCGGCAGCGGCCUCGCUCGUCAAUCUUGACUCCUUGAUCCCACCGAAUCCCACUCCCAAAAACUUAAACCCGUUUUUAACAGGUCUGAGUGAACCUUCUGUCACAAAUCCAUUCCAGAGCGAGCCUACACGGCUUACCCUCAAUCAGAUGCGUCCCGGCUCUGCUUCCCCUGAUCCCAGCUCACUGCAAAACAGCACCUCUCUGCCAAUGCCUGUGGGCAGUCAGCCCUUGUCCUUACCCAGCUCCUUCACCCAGCCUUCAGAGGGACAACCUAACAUGUCUCAACCGCUGCCCCCCACAUCAUCCACAUCCACACACGGACAGCCAGACCAGAGUCAGAACCCCUUCCUCUGAGGGCUGGUGUGAGCUACAUGUGGCCUGAAUGUACGCUUGCUGGCCUGAGUAACGAUGCUUAUAACGGAGUGACGAUUUAACUGCAGACUCAGAUCUAAACUGGAAUUAUAGCUCAAAUUAAUGACACUACUGUUUUUAUACAGGCUAACUGUUUUCACGGCUCUUUGCUAUUGCCACUUAUCCUCUUAUAUCCAUCUGCACUACAGAACCAAUGUGUCUUCAGCAUAUAAGCAAGCAGCCUGUUUUCUUUCUUUUUUUUAUGUAUUGGAACAUGAUCUACUUUCAGACAAAACUUCAGCCUACUCCAUAAUGUCCAGUGACUUUACAACUCUCUAGGCCUGCUUUAGUAACCCUUCAUGUAGUGUUCCAUACACCCUGGGGACUUCCUGUUCCACUUUUCUUCUGUAUUAUUCAUUCUGGAUGACUGAUCUCAAUGAGCAGAAUAGCAUGGAAGCUAGCCAUCCUGAUAAUGAAGCUCUCCCAGUCAAGCAAGUCUGAUCAGUGUGCCAGAUAUUUAACACCAGACCAAGACAUGUUUGUCUGUCUGUCUGUUUUUUGAGGUUUUUUUAAACCUGUCUUUUAAAUUGGCUGCUAAGUGAACACACUUCAUGAAGGGAAUGAAUUUACUGUGGAGUGAUUUACUAACAGAAUGUGUGAAUAAGAGACUUCUGGAAAUAGAAAAGAUUUCUCACCAAAUAUAGGAAUGAAAAUGCA